AUGAGCAGUUACUUUUCUCAAUAUCUACCGCACAUAAACCUUCCAAUAGCUUUUCAAAAAGAUGGCUCUGAGACUGAGUCUGUAACUUCAUCUGUAAGCGAGCACAAGAAAGGAGAGGAUGGUCAUGUUGAGUAUAUAUGUGUUUUCACCACUAGUGAUUUUGAUUGUCCAGAAACCACCAAUGAGACAUUACAAAAUCAGAUUUUGAUGUUUAUACAUAGUGACGCGGAUGCUAGUACACGUAUCAAGGACACUUUUGCCAAAACACGGUUAAUCGGAUUGUUAAAGGGAGUUUGGGCAUUUACAAGUGAAUUCGAAAGGAGCCCUCAAGAGGUGGAGGAAAAGAGGGCAGCGAAAAGUGUUGAUUUGUCAUUGACAGUCAAAGGAUCAAAAGAUUCCAUUCUUAUUAUUCAAUUAGAAAACCACUACUAUCUAACUUGUUGCAUUAAAUCAAUAGAUGAUAUCGUUUUGAAGCAAUUGAAACAUAUUCUUUUUCAACAGUAUUCCUUUUUCAAAUUGCACGAAAAAUCAAUAUCAUCCUUGAAAUCCGAGAUGGAUCUGGAAACAGUGGGUUUGAUAUUAAGUCGUUAUUGGACAAAAUUUAUUGCUACAUACAAUCUGGCAAAAAUUGGUGGGAUUGGUGAGUUGAAAUGGCCCAAUCUUUUAAGCUGUCCUGGGUUUUUGAGGCUUUUCAUAGAUAAUCAUAGUUUAUAUAAAAAGUCGUCUAUCAGCAUUCCUAAACGAACUCAAGAGGAUUUUAUAGAAUUAUUGAAAAAAGAGGCGAUGGUACCAUUUGGAAUAAUUGUCAACUGUGUCGAUAAAGUAGCAAUGAAAAAGUUUGGAUUGAUUUAUUGCAGUACCCUUACGGAGCAGAUGAGUCAAGAUUCAUUGAUUCAAAUUUAUAACUGGUUAGAACUGGAUAGUUGGCUAUCAUCGGACAAGACACAUAUUUUACAACAUCAAGAUCCAGAUGUAAACUUGAAAAGAGAGGAUGACCCAUCACCUUCGUUUUUGCAGUCCAAUAUGUUUGACCCUAUGACGCUAACUAACAACUUAAUAACACAGCCGUUGUAUACAGUUUCAGGGUUGAUGAACUUGAGGCUGUCUGAUGAUGCCAACGGAGACGAAGUAAGCAGACAAAAACAACAAGAGGGGACAACUGAUAGCAGGUGGUUUUCUUUACCUUUGGUUUUUAGGAAGAUGAGCUUGGUAGAGAAUAAUACCGGAGACGAGGUAGAGCCAAUUGACCAGCGUCUAAUGGAUGCACAAUCAGAAUCACAAUCACAACCACAACCAGAAUCACAACCACAACCAGAAUCACAACCAGAACCAGAACCACAACCAGAAUCACAAUCACAAAUAUUGCAGCCUCAGUCACAAGAAUCUUAUCAAGUGCAGAAUGGUGGAUUAUUUCCUGAAGUAGAAGAAGAAGAAGAAGAAGAAGAAGAGGAGGAGGAGGAGGAGGAGGAGGAGGAG
Molecule: messenger RNA, 1476 nt
Organism: Lodderomyces oxycetoniae
Lineage: Eukaryota; Fungi; Ascomycota; Pichiomycetes; Serinales; Debaryomycetaceae
Product: CCZ1
Exons: 1
Biological process (GO): vesicle-mediated transport
Cellular component (GO): intracellular membrane-bounded organelle; Mon1-Ccz1 complex
Source: RefSeq, a predicted model, not a curated record